Pezoporus occidentalis (night parrot) is the source of this 968-nucleotide messenger RNA. Its product is annotated as C-type lectin domain family 2 member E-like. NCBI's taxonomy places the organism in Eukaryota, Metazoa, Chordata, Aves, Psittaciformes, Psittacidae. The coding region runs from base 402 to 953 and encodes 183 amino acids. The transcript is spliced from 5 exons. The record is from RefSeq and is a predicted model, not a curated record.
GGGAGCAUCCCCGGGGCCGGGAUGUGCCCCCAUGGCCACAGGGAUGGCAGGACCCGGCCGUGAUGCAGGUACCGAAGCGCCAGCCCCUUUCCCAAAGGCUGCUCGGGAUGGGAUGGGACACGGGGAUGUGCUUUGGAUGAGGCUUUUUGGGGGUGCUGGGGUGGGGAUGGGGCUGAGGAGCAACGGAACCAAUGCAACCAAGCAGCAGAAAGCAGGGAAACCAAACCUGUUCUGGGUUCCUGAAGGUGGGAAUGGUGCUUCCCUUCCUGCCAUCAAGCAGAUGAAGGGGAAAUGCUGCUUUCCCCUGGGAUUAAGGUACCCAAAGUCACGGAUUUCCUCCCGAAUAUCCUCACAACCAGCAACUCUUCACUUCCACAGGCGAGGACCAGGCUGCCCCAGUGAUGCAGAGAGCAGGGGAAGGGACCAGUUUUAGCCUCAAGUGCAUCAAGGACAAGAAGGUCCCCAUUGGGGUCACUGUGGUCGUGGCCGCGCUGCUCCUGGCCAUCAUCGCGCUGGCGGUGAGGAAGUUCCCCUCCUGCCCCGGCUGCCCCGCUCCCGACCGUUCCAGCUGCCUGGAAAACGGGAUCGGAUACAGGCAGAAGUGCUUUUACUUCGUGGAGGACGAAGCGGAGUGGAACAGGAGCGAGAGCUUCUGCCUGUCCCUCGGAGCCCAUUUGGCCGCCGUCGACGCAUGGGAGGAGCUGCGUUUCCUCUUGCGCUACGGGGGCUCCCUGCACUACUGGAUCGGGCUCCGGAGGGAAGGAUCCGCACCCUGGACGUGGGUCAAUGGGUCUCUCUUCAACGACUCGUUCCAAGUCCGCGGGAGGGGACAAUGCGCCUUCGUCAACGGAGACGGGAUCAGCAGCGACUGGUGCUCCCUGAUGAAGUACUCCGUGUGCAGCCACCCCCAGGCUGGGAGCCGCAGCCAUCCCGAGGGCUGGAAUCUCACCUGAAAACCUGCGGCUGCU